GUUGGAGCACUAUCAGCGCAAGGGCUGCCUGUGGCGCGUGGAGGGCGACACGAGCGACGAGAUCAGUCCCAAGCUGUUUUCCGAAAUAGAGCGACAGUUCUGUUAGAGACGGGCACUUGAUGUCUCCCGGCCCUGGAUUCCUUCUUGUACUAUAUAUCGGUUUUUAUUCUGGUCUCGGCUGUUUGUUGGCGUCGCAUUCCUGCAGUCCAAGAAGGGUUGCAGAUGGAGGCAGUGUUUUUUGUUUUUUUUACUUUUUUUUCUAUCCUUACCUUACGAAGACGGCUAGCAUCUUUCGUGGACGAGAUAUACCUUAUGAUCAGUCUAACGAUGUUAUGGAAUACCGCACCGAAGGCGGAUGAUCAAACAUUCAUUCAUCACUCAUGCCAUGAAAAAUCAUAAUAACGGGGAUAUCUAUCAAG
Messenger RNA from Aspergillus ibericus CBS 121593, 419 nucleotides. RefSeq lists its product as uncharacterized. The coding region runs from base 120 to 359 and encodes 79 amino acids. The record is from RefSeq and is a predicted model, not a curated record. The transcript has a single exon. Lineage: Eukaryota; Fungi; Ascomycota; Eurotiomycetes; Eurotiales; Aspergillaceae.